CACUCCAGCUGCUGGGGAUCCCCACUCCUAGGAUGCUCAGAGAACCUGCAGGAAGGGGCUGAGCAUCAUGCACUCUGCAAUAGUCAGAGUACCAGAGAUUGUCCUAACCAUCCCUCAGUGUAAAUGACCUGGGCAAAGGACAGCUGAUAUUUAUAUAUAGUAUAAUAAAUUAAUUACUACAGAACAAUGAGUGAAGUUGAGCUGAGCACACGUGUGUACGUGAAGAUGAGACUCCAUGCUGCACGGUACCCACACUGCACUGUUAGUGGGGUACUUGUGGGAUGCAGAGCAAAUGGCUGCCUCAUGCUAUGUGACUGUGUGCCCAUCUGUCAUCUCUCCCCUCCACUGGCACUGAGUUUGGAGGUAGCUCUAACACAGAUUGAUUCAUGGAGCAAUCUGCAAGGGAUGUUUAUUGCUGGUUACUACCAAGCAAAUUCUGGACUUAAAGACAUCAGCCCCACUUACACAGCUCUUCGAUCUGCUUCACUGAUGACCGGGUAUCAGGAAGAUGCUGUGUUACUAAUGAUGAAUAAUGAGCAUCUCUCUCUCAAUGCUGGUGUUCCUCCGCUCACAGUUUUACAUCAGAACAGCAGUAAGGAGUGGGUACCCAAGGAAAAAACUUUGGUAAUGUGGGGUCACUGGGAAGAAACCCAGCGAAUCACAAGGCAGCUACUCAAAGCUAAGGCAUAUCGACAUUUGGUGGAUUUUGACGCACACCUUGAUGACAUCAGAGCUGACUGGACUAAUCAGGACCUAAAUGUGGAAAUUGCACGCCUGGCUGUAGCAGCCAAUGGCAGUGCUUAAUUUGCAGGACUUCUUGGACCUUUUAUUUUGGCGUCUUUGCUUGUGGAUUUAUUAACAUAUAUGCAAAUUAAGUGUAUAUUGAAUAUGGUUACCGAAGGCAAUCCAUAUUUCAAUCUCUUAUGGGGUUAGAGUUUGCACAGAUGAAGCAUCACUGGAAUGUCAGCAUAACAUGUAAAGAAUGCAUUUUGAUGCUGCUUGUAUUAAAACAUCUGAUUUUAUUAUUGAGAUAUUUAUAAUGUACUGUUUAUUCACUACCUGACUUUAUACUCUAAUAAUGUACUGCUUAUAGUAUCUGUAUGCCUGGAAACUCACAACUGUAUCCCCAAAUGGGACAAAUGUAAACUUAUUAAAACCCAUUAAACCAGUUUGUGCAGCGAUCUCAGUAUAAAGCCAUAUAUGAAGAAAUAUUCUACAGAAUUUCUAAAGAAUUUAUUGGAAUGUCAAAAGUAAUUUUGUGUUACUGAAAGUUUUAACAGAGUACUGAUGACAAACUGCCUAGGAUUGUUAAAAGUAGAUGAUGGUUUAUUUAAUACUUCGAUAAACCAUCAUCCGUG
Molecule: messenger RNA, 1358 nt
Organism: Pelobates fuscus (common spadefoot toad)
Lineage: Eukaryota; Metazoa; Chordata; Amphibia; Anura; Pelobatidae
Gene: EMC9
Product: ER membrane protein complex subunit 9
Exons: 6
Coding region: 187-804 (205 amino acids)
Cellular component (GO): EMC complex
Source: RefSeq, a predicted model, not a curated record